GCCGCCGCCAGCAGGAAGUGGACGGCAGAGUGGGGGCAACGUCGAAGGCAGUUGAGUCGGUGGUGACUACAUGUGGAUAUCCGCCGGUCGUGACGAGAACAUUCGCGCACCAGGGAGCAGGCGUUGUCGUUUCCUCGCGGUCGAGUCGCGGGAGCUGUGGACGUAUCACGCAACGUAAACGAGAGCGAACCGCCGUCAGCCAUGCAGAUGGACCCGACGACGUUGCAGCUGAUCCAAGUCCUCGAGAGGACCGUCUCGGCGGACAAGAAUGAGCUCGUGGCAGCGCAGACUUUCCUGCAGCAGGCGGCCGAGACCAAUCUCCAUGAAUUCGUGCAACGACUCAGCGCCGUGCUGGUCACAGUCGGCGCGAGCUCCGUCGCCCGCAUGGCAGCGGGUCUACAGCUCAAGAACCAACUUACCUCCAAGGACCCCGACAUGAAGUUUCAGUACCAGCAGCGCUGGCUUACCAUUUCCGUCGAGACGCGGGAGUACAUCAAGAAAAAUAUUUUAGGAGCGCUGGGAACGGAAAACAACAGGCCAAGUUCCGCGGCACAGUGCGUCGCCUACGUCGCUGUCGCCGAGUUGUCAGUGGGGCAGUGGGGCGAAUUGAUUCCAUUGUUAGUUAAUAAUGUUGUCAACCCGUCCAGUACCGAGAUGAUGAAGGAGGCUACUCUAGAGACCAUCGGAUACAUCUGCCAGGAGAUCGAGAGCGAAGUGCUGGUCGCGCAAUCAAACGAGAUUCUUACCGCUAUCAUUCACGGUAUGAAAGGUUCCAGCACGUCAAACCACGUUCGACUAGCGGCCACGAGCGCCCUGUACAAUUCCUUGGAGUUCACCAAAGGAAACUUCGAAAAUGAGUCGGAGCGGAACUUCAUAAUGGAAGUUGUGUGUGAAGCCACUCAAUCCACCAAUACUCAAAUCAGAGUGGCUGCUCUACAGUGUCUCGUGAAAAUUAUGUCGUUAUACUAUCAAUACAUGGAACCGUACAUGGCUCCAGCACUGUUUCCUAUUACGUUAGAAGCUAUGAAAUCCGACAUUGAUGAGGUAGCGCUUCAGGGAAUAGAAUUCUGGUCGAACGUGUCCGACGAGGAGGUCGAUUUGUCGAUGGAGGAAGGCGAGGCGUCGGAAGGUGGUCGUCUGCCGCUAAAAGUCUCGCGGCACUACGCCAAGGGAGCCUUACAGUACUUGGUGCCGGUGUUGAUGAAAAAGUUAACCAAGCAAGAAGAGUUCGAUGACGAAGAUGACUGGAAUCCCUCCAAGGCAGCCGGGGUUUGCUUGAUGUUGCUCUCCUCCUGCUGCGAGGAGGCGAUUGUUCCUUUCGUUCUUCCCUUCGUCAAGGAUAAUAUUAAGAGUCCCGACUGGAGGUACAGGGACGCGGCUCUGAUGGCGUUCGGCUCGAUUCUCGGCGGCCUAGAGCCGGCGACGUUGAAGCCGUUGGUGGAACAGGCCAUGACCACUUUAAUCGAGCUCAUGUACGACACCAGCGUGGUCGUCCGCGACACCGCCGCGUGGACGUUCGGCCGCAUAUGCGAGAUGAUACCGGAUGCCGCGAUCAACGAGACUUAUCUGAAGCCGCUGCUGGAGUCGCUGGUGAACGGCUUGAAGGCGGAGCCGCGUGUCGCCGCCAACGUGUGCUGGGCAUUUACAGGUUUGGCAGAGGCGAGCUACGAGUCGGCCGAGGCGAGCGAGGACGGUAAUCAGCCGGAGACGUACUGCAUGUCACAAUUCUUUGAUUUUAUCAUUCAACGACUCUUGGAGACGACAGAUCGACCGGACGGAGCACAGGCGAAUUUGCGGUCCGCCGCCUACGAGGCUCUCAUGGAGAUGGUGAAGAACUCGCCGCGCGACUGUUACGUUACCGUGCAAAAGACUACUAUGGUUAUACUUGACAGACUGCAACAGGUAUUGCAGAUGGAAUCUCACAUACAAAGCCACUCGGAUCGCGCCCAGUACAACGAUUUGCAAUCGUUGCUCUGCGCAACGCUGCAGUCGGUUUUGCGCAAGGUCACCCCGGAGGACGCACCGCAGAUAUCUGAUGUAAUAAUGAGCGCGCUGCUCUCCAUGUUCAGCUCCAACUCGUGCAAGUCGGGUGGCGUGCAAGAGGACGCGCUCAUGGCUGUCUCGACCCUGGUUGAGGUGCUGGGCGAGGGCUUCCUCAAGUACAUGGAGGCAUUCAAGCCCUACCUCUGCCUCGGCCUCAAGAACUACGCCGAGUACCAGGUGUGCUGCGCGGCGGUCGGUCUUACUGGCGACAUCUGCCGUGCGCUCAAGAGCAAAAUGCUUCCCUAUUGCGACGAGAUUAUGACUCUGUUGCUUGAGAACCUCAGCAAUAACGCCGUUCAUCGUUCGGUUAAACCAGAAAUCUUCUCGGCCUUCGGCGACAUCGCCAUGAGUAUCGGGCCGGAGUUCAAGAAGUACCUAGAGGUCGUGUUGCAGACGUUGGUGCAGGCGUCGCAGGCUAAUGUGGACAGGAGCGACUACGAUAUGAUCGAUUAUCUCAACGAGCUGCGCGAGGGCGUGCUCGAGGCUUACACCGGCAUCGUUCAAGGUCUCCGCGGCGACGCCAACAACUGCCCGGACGUCGCCAUCGCCCUCAUCGAGCCGCACGUGCCGUUCAUCAUACAGUUCAUCACCUCGAUAGCGCAGGACCGCGAACAUUCCGAGGGCAACGUGUCGGCGGCGGUGGGUCUGCUGGGCGAUCUCGUUAUGGUGUUCGGCACCAAGCUGCUGCCCAUGGUGGAGACCGACACCCUCAACGAUCUGCUGUCCAAGGGCAAGAAGUCGCGCACUCACAAAACCAAACAGCUGGCGAGCUGGGCCGCGAAAGAGAUUCGGAAGCUCAAGUCUGCUGCCAAUGCUACGUCCAGUUGAUCACCCCACGGUUGUACUGUCGUACAAUUUCAUUUGACUAGAAAGCUAUCAAACACAAUACAAAGACAACAAGAUUGGAUGGUGCGGAUGCGAGUUGAUGGAUGUGCGUGAGUUCCGAAGCGAUGAUGACGAGAUGAGGUGAUGAGUCUGCACGUGUCCCUAUCUGGCGACGGUAUUUUAUCGAUAUAAUGAUAUCAAGUGUCGAGCGCAGCCCAUGUGAUCCGAGAGAAAGGGAUUUUUAGCGAGAAAGCGAGAAUGAAAGUGAGUGAGCGAGAGCGAGAGAAAGAGAACGCGCGAGACAGAGAGGCAAAAAAGAAAAAAAUAAAUAAAUACCUGUCUGCCGGAUGUCGACAACGGUUGAUGAGAAGUGCAAGUGGAUGUUGCCGAUGACUGAAUCAAGGCCAAGUGAAAAGUCUGCCGAGAAGAGAGUGCGAGAGAUUCUGGUUGCAAGUAUGCCUGGUAUAAACAAGCCUGCGGCUUUUAUCCGCGUGAUUGAGAAAUUUAAACCUAAGAAGAGAGAAAGGGAGUGAGAGAGGGACGACUUUGGUGAACGAUUAUCGUGAGCUGUGAGAGAUAUGAAUGGAAGAAGAUAUGCGGGAGCGUGACAGGAACAUCAUGCGAGGUGGAUGGAGAACAUAUACAUUCAUAUGAGUGAGGGAGAAUGAACGCGAGAGACUCAGGGAGAAUUUUUGAAAUAAAGUGAUAGCAUGUUAGAGAUACGAAAGUGCGAAAGAGAGCGAGCGAAUGAAAGAUGUAGUAUAAUGUAUGGUGUAUUCAAUGUAUGUAUGCAUGUGUGUAUGACAAUAUACGAAUGUGAGAGAGAGAGAGAGAGAGGAAAACGAGAGUCUUUUAUUUACAAUGACUCGCCGUUGACUCGUUGUAAAGCUCGCACCGAGCUUCUCAACGACGCGUAUCAAACUUUGAAUCCGCGGUUUUUAGCGGUCGGGGUUUAGAAUUGCGUAAGAGAUAGUGUUACUUUCCUAUGCAACGGGAAGCUUGAAUGUGCAGCGAGAGAGAGAGAGAAAGAGAGAGACUGACAAUGAGUGUGAAAGGUCGCGAAGAUUGCUGAACGCAACUUGAUGCCCCCUUGAUCCGAUCACGUUGCGCAAGAAUCUGUGUGAUCCGUUGAGAUGAUGCGUAUGUUACUUUUUCCCCGUAUGUGAAUGACUGUUGCUGUUGAUUGGAUAAUUAAACUUAAUAUUUUGAUGGCA
This is a messenger RNA of Vollenhovia emeryi, 4082 nucleotides long. RefSeq names its product importin subunit beta-1 (gene Fs(2)Ket). Gene Ontology annotation, biological process: protein import into nucleus. The transcript is spliced from 7 exons. The coding region runs from base 202 to 2871 and encodes 889 amino acids. Gene Ontology annotation, cellular component: nucleus; cytoplasm. The record is from RefSeq and is a predicted model, not a curated record. Lineage: Eukaryota; Metazoa; Arthropoda; Insecta; Hymenoptera; Formicidae. Gene Ontology annotation, molecular function: small GTPase binding; nuclear import signal receptor activity.